Messenger RNA from Antechinus flavipes (yellow-footed antechinus), 5593 nucleotides. RefSeq names its product endosome-lysosome associated apoptosis and autophagy regulator family member 2 (gene ELAPOR2). The transcript is spliced from 20 exons. NCBI's taxonomy places the organism in Eukaryota, Metazoa, Chordata, Mammalia, Dasyuromorphia, Dasyuridae. Gene Ontology annotation, biological process: positive regulation of BMP signaling pathway. Bases 33 to 2780 code for a protein of 915 amino acids. The record is from RefSeq and is a predicted model, not a curated record.
CCUUCUCCUGUGCUUCUGGUGAAUAUCUAGAAAUGAAGAACCAGGUUUGCAGUAAGUGUGAGGAAGGUACCUACUCCUUGGGCAGUGGCAUCAAGUUUGAUGAAUGGGAUGAGUUACCUGCAGGAUUUUCCAAUGUUGCAACAUUCAUGGACACAGCAGUGGGUCCUGCUGAGAACAAACCGGAUAGCUGUGACAACUCUUCCUGGAUUCCUCGUGGAAAUUACAUUGAAUCAAAUAGAGAUGACUGCACAGUUUCUUUAAUCUACGCAGUGCACCUAAAGAAGUCUGGUUAUGUCUUUUUUGAAUACCAAUAUAUUGACAACAACAUCUUCUUUGAAUUCUUUAUACAAAAUGAUCAGUGCCAAGAGAUGGACUCCUCCACAGACAAGUGGGUAAAAUUGACAGACAAUGGAGAAUGGGGUUCUCAUUCUGUCAUGUUAAAAUCAGGCACAAACAUAUUAUACUGGAGGACCACGGGGAUUCUCAUGGGGUCCAAAGUGGUGAAACCUGUACUAGUGAAAAAUAUCACUAUUGAAGGUGUUGCAUACACAUCAGAAUGUUUUCCCUGCAAACCAGGCACAUUCAGUGACAAGCCAGGUUUAUCCAACUGCCAGGUUUGUCCUAGAAACACCUAUUCUGAGAAAGGAGCUAAAGAGUGCAUAAAAUGCAAAGAAGAUACCCAGUUUGCAGAUGAAGGAUCCAGCCAAUGUAUGGAGCGCCCUCCUUGUACACAAAAAGACUACUUUCAGAUUCAUACACCAUGUGAUGAUGAAGGAAAGACACAGAUAAUGUACAAGUGGAUAGAGCCCAAGAUCUGCCAGGAGGACCGCGCAGAUGCUGUUAGACUUCCCCCUUCUGGAGAGAAGAGAGAUUGUCCCCCAUGCAAUCCUGGUUUUUAUAACAAUGGUUCCUCUUCUUGUACUCCUUGCCCACCUGGAACAUUUUCAGAUGGAACGCAGGAAUGCAAGCCAUGCCCAGCAGGAACAGAGCCUGCUUUAGGUUUUGAAUAUAAAUGGUGGAACAUCCUGCCUGCCAAUAUGAAAACCUCCUGCUUCAAUGUUGGGAACUCAAAAUGUGAUGGAAUGAAUGGUUGGGAGGUAGCUGGAGACCAUAUCCAGAGUGGGGCAGGAGGCUCGGAUAAUGAUUAUCUGAUCUUAAACUUGCAUAUCCCAGGAUUUAAGCCUCCAACAUCUAUGACGGGAGCCACAGGUUCUGAACUCGGAAGGAUAAGUUUUAUUUUUGAGACCAUCUGUUCAGCAGACUGUGUGCUGUACUUCAUGGUGGAUAUUAAUAGAAAAAAUACCAACGUGGUGGAAUCCUGGGGUGGAACCAAAGAGAAACAAGCUUAUACCCACAUCAUCUUCAAGAAUGCAACAUUCACAUUUACAUGGGCCUUCCAGAGAACAAAUCAGGGCCAAGAUAGUAGACGGUUUAUCAACGAUAUGGUGAAGAUCUAUUCUAUCACGACUACAAAUGCAGUUGAUGGAGUAGCUUCAUCUUGCCGGGCCUGUGCCCUGGGUUCUCAGCAGUCACGUUCAUCCUGUGUGCCUUGCCCACCUGGACACUACAUUGAGAAAGAGACCAACCAGUGCAAGGAAUGUCCGCCUGACACUUACUUGUCCAUACAUCAGGUGUAUGGCAAGGAAGCUUGUGUUCCAUGUGGGCCAGGAAGCAAAAGUGCACAGGAUCACACGGUUUGCUAUAGUGACUGCUUCCUGUCCUACAUGAAAGAAAAUCAGAGUUUGCACUAUGACUUCAGCAACCUCAGCAAUAUUGGCUCAUUAAUGAAUGGCCCGAGCUUUACUUCCAAAGGAACCAAAUAUUUCCAUUUCUUCAACAUCAGCCUGUGUGGGCAUGAGGGGAAGAAGAUGGCAAUUUGUACUAACAACAUAACAGAUAUCACUGUGAAGGAAAUGGUAGCUGAAUCAGAAGAUUAUACCAAUUUUGUAGGAGCAUUUAUAUGCCAGUCAACUAUUAUUCCAUCUGAAAGCAAGGGCUUCCGUACAGCUUUGUCUUCACAGUCUAUCAGCCUUGCAGAUAUAUUUUUAGGAGUAACUGUUGAAACCACAUUGUACAAUAUCAAUGUGAAGGAAGAUAUGUUCCCAGCUCCAUUAAGGCAAAUACCUGAUGUACAUUUCUUUUACAAGUCUUCCACGGUGACAGCAUCCUGCAACAAUGGGCGAGUGGCUGUUGUCACUAUGAGAUGCAAUCCCAGCAAACCUGGCCAAGGUGUGAUUUCAGUCCCCAGCACAUGUCCAGCGGGCACCUGUGAUGGCUGUACAUUCUAUUUCCUGUGGGAGAGUGCUGAAGCUUGUCCUUUGUGUACAGAGCAUGACUACCAUGAGAUCGAAGGAGCCUGUAAGAGAGGAUUUCAGGAAACCUUAUAUGUAUGGAAUGAACCAAAGCAAUGCAUUAAAGGGGUUUCCUUACCAGAGAAAAGAUUGACCACAUGUGAAACAGUUGAUUUUUGGUUAAAAGUGGGAGCAGGAGUAGGUGCUUUUACAGCAGUUUUACUUGUGGCCUUGACCUGCUACUUCUGGAAAAAGAAUCAAAAAUUAGAAUAUAAAUAUUCCAAACUGGUAAUGACAGCUAAUGCAAAGGAGUGUGAGCUCCCAGCUGCAGAUAGCUGUGCUAUCAUGGAAGGGGAAGAUAAUGAGGAAGAAGUUGUAUAUUCCAAUAAACAGACACUCUUGGGCAAACUUAAAUCCUUGGCAACAAAGGAGAAGGAAGAUCAUUUUGAAUCUGUUCAGCUGAAAUCCUCAAGAUCCCCCAAUAUAUGAAGAGACAGUGCUGCCUUUGGAUAAAGGAACAAAGAAACCUGCUUUCUAAUUUUACAGGACCACAUUUUAGAGUCCAUCUUGGUGUCCAGGAUUGUUGGUGAUACCUGUGAGAAAUACUGGACUGUUGAAAAAAGAAGGUUGGAGCCUUCUGGUUGUCUGGUUGCCUUAUGAUGUGGUCAAGUACCUUGCCAAAAAGGAAAGCAAACAGUUUGGUGGCCAAGAUGAUGGUGAAGUUCAACUCAGGAAAGAGAUAUAUGUGUAUAUAUGUAAUUGAAAACCAAGUUUAAAGCCCAACAGUGCACUGCUGAUGCAUGCCAUUUAAUUAAUUGGUAACUUUCAUUUCUUUUAACUCGUAUGAGAAUUAUCAUGUGUGUGUGCGUGCGUGUACGCAUGUGUGCAUGCAUGUGCAAUCAUAUGAAUAUUUUCCCUUAUUCUUUUGGAAGACUUCAAACUUUUCAUGACAUACAAUCCCUUUGACCCCUAAUCCCUGUUUUCUCCCCUCCCACCAUUUGAACAUGAAAUUUCCCUUCAAAAUGUUAAGCAGUGCUUGAGACUUAAGAACUUGAAUUUUCAUUCUCACAGAGAGCUUUCCCCUUUGAUUUCAGAAGCUCAAGUUAUCACCCUUUUGGAAAAAUUAGGUUCUCCAGGUUUCUGGGACAUCUGAAUGUGUGUUCUUUCCAGAAAUUCCAUGUUAGGUGGAGCUUAGAUGGUGUAGUAACCUUUAAGGAAGAAAUUCCUGGAAAACAUAGAGGAUGCACCUCGGAAGAAAAUGAGAAACAACCAGGAUACUAACUUCUUAGGAAGUCAAUCAAUCCUUUUAUUAAUAUGAAAGCCACACUAUAGAAAACUUCUUAAAUAGAAAGACGUUAAAGUGAGGAAAAAAUGAAGUGAGAUGGAUUAUCAUGUCAAGUGGAGAAAUAAAAAAAGAUAGCUUAUCAAUUGAUGCAAGUUUAACUUAGACAACUUAUUCCACAGUUAUUAGCAUUGCUUUGGGCUCUUUGGAAAAGUGAGAUAGGCUACUCAUCCUCUUGUUUCAUGUAAAGUCCAAUUCUCAAGGCAUGUGGGGAUAAGACCUCUUGUUGGCUCUUGUGGGAUGUUGCGAUUUGUGAUUUUUGUUUGGAGAAUUUUCUUCAAUCAAUAAACCAACAUCUAGCUUUGGAAAAAAUAAAGCUUAUGACUGUCUGUAUGGCUAGGAAGUUGUUGUUUUUUGGGCAGGAAAGGGAAUCUUAAUAUUGUUUUAAAAUUUGGUGACUCUUAUUGUUAACAAGAUUCAGGCAUGUGUUUAUUCAGAACAGAAGUUUGGAUGAUGAUGGAAUUGGCUAAUUUACCACAAAGUAAAUUUUUUUAGAAUCAUUGGGCACUGAAACAAGGUCUGGGACACUGAGCACCUUGGAGUGCCCAGCAUGAUUGCAAUCAAAAGUAGUACAUUAGUAGAGAUUUAACUCAACUGAGGUGGGGAAUUAUUUAUUGGCUGAAAGAUGAAGGUAGGUAAGGAUAGGGGGAAGAAGAUAUGAUUUUCUUGCCCCUCAUAUUUCACAUUCUUAUAUAAUUUUGGAUUCAGUGGGUGAGGGGGAUAAGGAGCAAAAUACAUGCUUGAUUGUGUCUGGAUAAUAUAUGGGAUUUUGCACCAUGAUAUUGUUGAUUGUUCAUUCAUAUGUCUUUUUGGUGUACUUCUGCAUUGUUUCUCACACUUCUGUUUAUUGAAUUUGUUAUUGUCCCAUCUUUCAUGUGUGGUAUUCAGGGAUGGAGUCAUUCAUUGAGUGUAAUAUACUUACGAUUUUAAUGCUUGGAUCUUUUAUAAAGAAGUUUUUUUUUUUUUUUUAAGCCUGAUUCUUACCCAACUAAUUAGGGAGCAUUGAAGAUCAUUUCCCCCUUCUCUGAUCAAAAUUCAGACAACAGAAAGAAAAUGUAUUCAAUGUCUGCCCUUUCUGAUUACUAGCAGAACUUUAACACACAAUUGUGAAUGCAGCAGUGUUCUGCAAGAACAGACAGAGACAAGAAGCUUCCACAAAAUCACCUGUCACCUUUCUCUCCAUCCUUGGCUAUGCUCUACAUGUAUGUUCCAAGCCAUAGAAAUAAUUGGGAUUUGCUCCCAGGUAUCUCCUUUCUUUUCUUGUCACUGGACUCGAAUCUCUGACAUGUCAAAAAUGCCUUAAAUUUUAAUGAACUAUCUCACAAUGUAGUUAAUGUGGAGGAGCUUUUAUUUAUUUUGCUUCUAAUUUUAGAUAUAAAGUAGCAUUUUGUCAGCUCAGUGCCAUCUUUGGUAGAGGAGCUGUCUUUUACCUAUGAUUCCCAACAAUCUGUUAUUUUAUACCAUAUUGUUUUGAGCCCUAAAGAAACAUACCUGAAGAAAUAUAAAGAAAAUAUGAAGACCAAUUCUGACUGUCAAGUUCACUAAAGUUUUAUGUCUGGGAUUUGCAAAGUUUAAUGGAAUACUGAAAGGCAUAAAGGAAUUAAUUGUGCCACAGUGACUUUUAAGGGACAUUGUUAUUACUUACUAUUUUUUCCCUGAAAUGGUAGAGAGAGAGAAUUUAUAAAAGGCGUGGUUCUGAAGCCUUAAAUACUUCACAAAGCCAACUGUCGCCUAUAAUGUCUUCUAGCACUCUGCCAAAAUGUAUUUAAAGCAAUCUUCCACUAGAUGAGAGAAUGUCUUCUACGGAUAAAUUCUUUUAUGCCACCUAAUAAUAUGGAGCAGUUUAUGUGUUCACUUGAUUAAAUAGACUACAUUUUAUCACUGUGUUGCCUUUUUUUUUGUAUUGGGUUAUGAGUAAUCACAUUCCCUGUGCAAUUAAAUAAAUUUAAUGAUAUCUUUA